GGCGCUGACGCUCAGUAAGCUCCGCCCGCCGUGACGUCACAGAGGCCAAGAUGGCGACGCGCUACUACCAGACGAUGCAGGACAGUUUCAGGAAUAACAACAAAAGCCGCGAGUUCCCCGCCCACACUGCCAAAGUUCACUCCGUGGCGUGGAGCUGCGACGGGAGGAGGUUGGCUUCGGGCUCCUUCGACAAGACCGCCAGCGUGUUCGUCCUCGAAAAAGACCGCCUGGUGAAAGAAAACAACUACAGGGGUCAUGGCGACAGCGUGGAUCAGCUCUGCUGGCAUCCCACCAACCCGGAUCUGUUUGUCACGGCGUCAGGUGACAAGACCAUCCGCAUCUGGGACGUGCGCACCACCAAGUGCAUCGCCGUGGUCAACACCAAAGGGGAGAACAUCAACAUCUGCUGGAGUCCCGACGGUCAGACCAUCGCCGUGGGCAACAAAGACGACGUGGUGACCUUCAUCGACGCCAAAACGCACCGCUCCAAGGCGGAGGAGCAGUUCAAGUUUGAGGUGAACGAGAUCUCGUGGAACAACGACAACGACAUGUUCUACCUCACCAACGGCAGCGGCUGCAUCAACAUCCUGAGUUACCCUGAGCUGAAGCCCAUCCAGUCCAUCAACGCUCACCCAUCCAACUGCAUCUGCAUCAAGUUCGACCCCACCGGCAAAUAUUUUGCCACGGGAAGUGCCGACGCCCUGGUCAGCCUGUGGGACGUGGACGAGCUGGUGUGCGUGCGCUGCUUCUCCAGGCUGGACUGGCCGGUGAGGACGCUGAGCUUCAGCCACGACGGGAAAAUGUUGGCGUCGGCUUCAGAGGACCACUUCAUCGACAUCGCCGAGGUGGAAACAGGUGAGAAGCUGUGGGAGGUGCAGUGUGACUCGCCCACCUUCACAGUGGCCUGGCACCCCAAGCGCCCCCUGCUGGCGUACGCCUGCGAUGACAAGGACAACAAGAACAGAGAGGCGGGAACAGUCAAGCUCUUUGGCCUCCCCAACGACUCCUAACACCACAUUCCUUUUGUACAAUAACCUUUAAAACUUACAUGACUUUCUUAUUAAACUUGCUUUUCUAGA
Messenger RNA from Entelurus aequoreus (snake pipefish), 1079 nucleotides. RefSeq names its product THO complex 3 (gene thoc3). Gene Ontology annotation, biological process: mRNA export from nucleus. Gene Ontology annotation, cellular component: THO complex part of transcription export complex. Lineage: Eukaryota; Metazoa; Chordata; Actinopteri; Syngnathiformes; Syngnathidae. The coding region runs from base 51 to 1010 and encodes 319 amino acids. Gene Ontology annotation, molecular function: protein binding. The transcript has 6 exons. The record is from RefSeq and is a predicted model, not a curated record.